AUGCUUUACGAGUUGUUUGCUAUUGCUCGUAUCAAUGACCCCCUCCACGUGAACAAGGAGGCGGCCAAGAUCGCCCACACGGUGGGAAAACUUAUUCUCAAUAACAGAGGUGUCAUUCGUAGCAUAACGAGUUUGGGGCCUAAACCUCUUCCCAAGGUGAUUUCCAAGGAUCAGGAAAGACACUUCCAGGGAUACCAGUUUGUGAUCAGCUUUGACUCAUCGGCGGCCGUGCAGUCGGAGCUUGCAAGAACGAUGAGGAGGGAUCCUAGAAUCUUGAGGACUUCCAUCAUCAAGAACGACUUGGCCAGAAAGUUGAAUGUGGGCACAUCUUUCGAGCGGGCUUUCCUGAAAGUUGUGUACUGA
Candidozyma auris is the source of this 363-nucleotide messenger RNA. RefSeq names its product mitochondrial 37S ribosomal protein bS6m (gene MRP17). The transcript has a single exon. The record is from RefSeq and is a predicted model, not a curated record. Gene Ontology annotation, molecular function: structural constituent of ribosome; small ribosomal subunit rRNA binding. The coding region runs from base 1 to 363 and encodes 120 amino acids. Gene Ontology annotation, cellular component: ribosome; mitochondrial small ribosomal subunit. Lineage: Eukaryota; Fungi; Ascomycota; Pichiomycetes; Serinales; Metschnikowiaceae. Gene Ontology annotation, biological process: translation.